ACUCCAGUCCAGCUCCCACACAAAUCUGCGCCAGGUUUGAAUAAUCACUCGGACCUGCCGAAGUAAAGCCCUAACAAGCGCAAGUGCCUCUUGAAUCGAAGUCUGCAGGUUUUUCAGAGUGGGCAGGCUGGGGGGCACGGGCAGAGAUGGCUCCUAGGGGGCUGGCUGCCCCGGCUGUGCCCUUAGCUUCAGACACGAGGAGAAAGCACUGAGGAUCAGCACCGGCCCUUUGGACAACAGGCAACUCUGUGGAGGAUGUCCUAUCAAGAUGAAUAUGGCUCAUUCAAGAAUUAACUCUAUACACAUCUUCUACCUCAGUUUUUUGCUGCUCAUCCAUUUAAAAAAAUCACUUUGCAUGAGGAAUGAUUCCAGGUGCCUGUCAAACUCUUGCCAAAAGAACUCCACAUGUGUUGCUGGUCAUAAAGAUGACCCUUGCCUUUGUGCAGAUGCAUCAGUGGACAGUGUGGAGGAGCUCUGCAACAAAACCUCCAACCCUUGCUCCUCAAACCCUUGUCUCCAAAACGCUACCUGCCUAGGUUCUGCUGGAAACCUCAGCUUCACCUGCCAGUGCCCUGCUGGCUAUAAUGGACCUACCUGUGAAAGAGCCGACAGUGACUGUGACACCAAUCCAUGUGAGCACGGAGGCACCUGCCGAAGUGGCCUGGCAGGGCCCACCUGCCUCUGCAGUGCCGGCUACACCGGGAGGCUGUGCGAGAGAGACUUGGAUGAGUGCAUCUCUGAGCCGUGCCGCAACGGAGCGCUCUGCAGGGAUGGCGUGGACGAGUAUUUCUGCUACUGCGUCCCAGGCUACCAGGGCAAGCACUGUGACCUGGAAGUGAAUGAAUGUGCCUCAGACCCGUGCCUGAACGGGGCAACGUGCCUCAACCAGAUAGGGCACUAUGACUGCAUCUGUCCCCUUGGCUACACAGGUACGAACUGUGAGGUGGAAAUCGAUGAGUGCUUGUCCCAGCCAUGCCUGAACGGGGGGACCUGCCACAAUUCCCUGGGGAGUUUUUCCUGCUUGUGCAUGCGGGGCUUCCUCGGGGACCUCUGCGACAGCGACAUUGACGAGUGCUCCAGCCAGCCCUGCCUCCAUGGGGGACACUGCAUGGAUGGGGCCAACGGAUACAGCUGCAACUGCACUGGGACUGGAUUUAUGGGCUCGCACUGCGAGACCCUCGCUCCCUUAUGUUGGUCACAGCCAUGCUACAACAACGCCACUUGUGAGGACCUUGCUGACAAUUACACAUGCCACUGUUGGCCAGGGUACGCGGGCUCCCGCUGCGAGCAGGACAUCGGCGAGUGCCGCAGCAGCCCCUGCCUCUCCGGCGGAACCUGCCUGGAGCGCUCCUGGCCCGGCCUCUACGGGCUCGUCCCGGGGCUGCCGUCCGCCUUCCGCUACGACCGGGCCGAGGGCUACAUCUGCCGCUGCCCGCCGGGCUUCGCCGGUACUCACUGUGAUGAAGAUGUCAACGAAUGUUACACAAACCCUUGCCAAAAUGGUGGGAUCUGUGAGAAUUUUCCUGGAAAUUACACUUGCCAUUGCCCACCUGCAGACAAAGAAGGGAUUUUUUAUGGUGGCUGGAACUGUACAGAAGUUCUGCAUGGCUGUACUGAUCAUCAAUGCCAAAACAAUGGAAUAUGUAUCCCACAUUUAAAAAACGGCCAACACGGAUUCAGCUGCAUAUGUUCACCUGGGUAUACUGGAAUACACUGUGAAACUGUAACCACAUUUUCUUUUCAAGGAAACAGUUUCCUUUUGUUGAAGAAUCCCCAGACCCAUAAAAAGGACUUUUUCUAUAAUAUAAACCUGAGGUUUCAAACUGUGCAACCCACAGCUUUUCUGUUUCAACGAGGGGAGAAAAACACCUUUGCAAAGUUGGAAGUACUGAAUGGCUACUUACAGUUAUCCGUGCAAGUCAAUAAUCAGCCACAGGCUCUUUUGCAUAUUCCACAUAAUGUCAGUGAUGGAGAAUGGCAUUCAGUGGAGGUAACCUUGGCAAGAGCUGUUAUUCUUAAUUUGCUUGACAGCUCUUGUGUCGAAUCCUGUCUCAAUAAAACAUCUGCUAAGAUAGAUAACGAGCUGGUGAUGUUUGCAUUUCAGACCACGUUUUUGGGCGGCUUACCAGUGGGGAACAGCAACUCUCUACAGAACACCUUUAAUACACAUUCUGCACCUUCAUUUGUAGGCUGUCUUCAGGAUAUUGAGAUAGACUUGAAUGUUAUUACUCCAGAGAAUGUAUCAUCUGGGUCAUCUUUAAAUGUCAGGACAGGAUGUGCUAAAAAGGACUGGUGUGUUCCCCACCCGUGCCAGAACAGGGGACGCUGCAUCAACCUGUGGCUGAGCUACCACUGUGACUGCUACCGGCCCUACACAGGGCCAGAUUGUGCAACAGAGUACAUUCCAGGCCGGUUUGGAUUCGAGGACUCCUCAGGCUAUGCUGCUUUUCCUGUUGAUUCCAUUCAGAAUGAGAACUUCAUCAUAUCAAUGUUUGUCCGAACACGCAAAUCUUCUGGCUUGUUACUGGCUCUGAGAAACAGUACUUACCUCUACAUAAGAGUCUAUUUGGAAGGUGGAAAACUCACCCUGCUAGCUCUAAAUUCCAUGAAGUUAUUAGGGAAACACUCUGUGAAUGAUGGAAACUUUUACUUAAUAACAUUAAAAAUAGAACCAAAUAAGAUGGAGUUGUUCCAGUCCUCUCACUACCUAGGCUUUAUUUCUACUCCAGCACUAACCAUCCAAAGUAAGGAUAUUCUUUACAUUGGAGGCCUACCAGAUAACACAGAAACUGACAGAAAUGGCAGGUAUUUCAAAGGCUGUAUCCAAGAUGUAAGAGUGAAUAACCAGCCGCUGGAAUUCUUCCCCAUCACCAAUCCACUGAAUUCUACCAACCGAACUCUGAUCAAUGUCACCCAAGGCUGCACUGGUGACAACCUCUGCAAGUCCAACCCUUGUCACAACGGUGGUGUGUGCUAUUCAAUCUGGGAUGACUUCACUUGCACGUGCCCCCCUAACACAGAGGGGAAGGCAUGUGAGGAAGUUAAGUGGUGUGAGCUUGGGCCCUGUCCUCAUGAAGCACAAUGCCAGCUGGUGCACCAAGGAUUUGAAUGUCUUGCAAACGCAGUGUUCAGUGGCCGGAGCAGUGCGAUAUUUUACAGAAGCAAUGGGAAAAUCAGCAGAGACCUCACUAAUAUCGUCUUUGGCUUUCGAACCAGGGACACUGACGUGAUCCUGCUGUAUGCAGAGAGGGAGCCUGAGUUUGUCAUCAUCAGUAUACACAACUCCAAACUCCUGUUUCAAUUACAAAGUGGCAACAGCUUCUACAGGCUGACCCUUGUGAGUUCAGUGCCCGUGAGUGAUGGCAAAUGGCACCAAGUGAUGGUCUCUAUGGUGGAGCCCCUGUCCCAGUCCUCCAGAUGGCACUUGGAUAUAGACAAGAAAGACAUGGCAACCAGCACAGCUGCUGCAGGAAGCCUCAACUUUUUAAGAGAAGAGACAGACAUCUAUGUGGCUGACAAAGCUUUCGACAGCCUGGAUGGCCUGCGAGGGUGCAUGAGCACCAUAGAAAUCAGUGGCAUUUAUCUCUCAUACUUCGAAAAUGCUGACAUACCUACUAAAAAACCUCAAGAGGAACAAUUUCUCAAAAUAUCUGCAAACCCUGCUCUUACUGGCUGUUUGCAGGUAGAUUUCUGCAGCUCUGACCCCUGUAUGCAUGGGGGCAUAUGUGAAGACUUGUACACUUCCUACCACUGUGUAUGUCCCAAUGGAUGGACUGGCACCUACUGUGAAGUCAACAUCGAUGAGUGCUCUUCAAACCCCUGCAUCUAUGGGAACUGCACAGAUGGGAUUGCCUCCUAUGAGUGCAGCUGUGAGCCUGGUUACACCGGGGAGAACUGUGAGGAGGAUGUAGAUGACUGCCGUGGCCACCAGUGCAUGAAUGGGGCCACUUGUGUGGAUGGGAUUAAUGGAUACUCCUGCCUGUGUGCUGCUAACUUCACGGGGAGGUUUUGCAGAUAUCGAAGAUUACCUUACACAGUUUGUGGGAAUGAAGAGAGGAACCUCACGUGUUUCAACUACGGCAACUGCACUGACCUCGGCAGUGAGCUGACCUGCAUGUGCCUGCCGGGGUUUGUGGGAGAACGGUGUGAGAAGGACAUUGAUGAGUGCAGCUCUGACCCAUGUCUGAACGGGGGCCUCUGCCAGAACCUCCUCAACAAGUUCCACUGCCUGUGUGACGUGAACUUUGCUGGAGACCGCUGUGAGAUUGAUCUGGCAGCUGACUUGAUCUCGAGCAUAUUCACAGCCAUUGGCUUGGUGACGCUGGCCCUGCUGGUGGUGCUGUCCUUGGCCAUGGUGGUCUCCGCUGUCACUGCCAGCAAACGGGCGACACAGGGCACCUACAGCCCCAGCCGCCAGGAGAAGGAAGGGUCCCGGGUAGAGAUGUGGAACAUGGUGCAGCCACCACCUGUGGAAAGACUGAUCUAGAAGAAAGCAAAGCCACUCCUCCAUCCUCAAACCUGGCUGAAAGGGGACACUGAACAUAUGUAAGAUAUAUUCAUUUUCCUUCUGAUAAAUAUUACAACAAUUUUUUCAUUGUUUCCUUUUAAGUUCAGUAGUGAACAAAUGACAUUUAUCAUUGCUGAUGACCAGCCCAUCCAAGGACAAUUUUUAUUUGCACUGGAAACUCCAGCCUUGAUAAUCAGCAGUAGGCAUUGUGAACAGUAAUGGCUCCUGGAAUAAAUGUAACUGCCUGUCCUGGACACCACAUGGAUAACAGCUUCUCCUUUUGCACUCUCCUUUGGCUGCCUAGCAAUCACUGCUGCAGACGAUGAUGCAGACAAAUCAGCUAAGUCUGUACAAUAAAGACAUUGUAAUUCUUUUAUCAAAGGGUUUAGUACUAGAACUAGAUGCUUCAAAUUUGUUUUUCUUCCUUCUAGUUCUUUUGUUUCACUUGCUGUUCCUCCACCUUCUACUAAAAUGAAGGUGAAAUGAGUUUCAGUUUCCACAAGAACAUAUUUCUCUUAGGAUAAAAGACUGUGGCAUAAAAUACCCAGUGGGCACAACCUGACCUGUUAGGAGAUAUGAAAUCUAAAUAUCCUAAACAAGUUGUGUGCAUCCACACUACUGCCUUUUUCCUAUUACAAUAUUACCCAAUCAUCCCUUUUAGAAAAUUAUUGCUUCUCACAUUGCAAACGUACAUUGGCUGCCAAAAUGAAAGACGCCAAAAUAAAUGUUUCCUAAAGCUCAUGGAAAAUACCAGGAAAAAGGCAGAAGUGGCCUACAGGUAGAACAUUGGCUUGAAAAUAAUUAGGCCAAACUUGGUGCUUCUCCUGGAACUCAGACUUCUCAUAAGAUCAUGGGCAAAUAAAUUGUUAUGCCUCAAGUUUCCUCUUUUAAAACAGGGAUAAUCCUAUUUAACUACCUCAUAAACCUCAGCAGCAAAAGGGUUGCUGUGUCAAAAAAGAAACAAAUGCAUGAAAUGUAAUGGAGAAGCUUGGAAGAAAUCUUGUAAUGAAACAGACAAUUACAUAGAUGUAAUAAAAAUCACAUUGACAAGUAAUGCAAUGACACAAAUAUUUGAUACAAAGAAAUGUUGUAAUGAAAUAGACAUUUGAAAAUGUAAGUUAACAGUUGGACUCAAUGAUCUUAAAGGUAUUUUCCAGCCUUAAUGAUUGUAUGAUUCUUUGUGCCAAAAAUGCUCCCAUGUCAAAGGGGUUUUUGGAAUGUAAAGGCAAAAUUUAACUGUAACUCAUGCAGUCAAUUUUCAGAUGUAGUCAAGUAAUUAAAUCACAAACAUUGCUCCCACACAAACUAAAUCCACAAUAAGAAGGCAACAGAGUGGAAAGGCCAUGAAGGCAUUUCUUUCUGCACUUCAGCUUGCAUGUGCCCACAGCAGUGAAACAUCCCAACAUCAACCCCCAGAUUAUUCCAGGAGUUGUAUAACAGGGUAUGCACACUCAGUAUCCAAGAGUUUAACUCAUCUUUUCAAUUUAUGAUCAUUAAUUGAAUAAAUAAUAAUUAAUUGUGGAUGACCCCUUAAGGGAUUACUGAAGAUCAAUGCCACUCACAUUUAUUUUUAUAUUAGAUGAUUAGCAGUAACUAUGAUAGUAAGCACAUUCAGGACUUUUUGCAGUCCUCACCAAUAUCUUUCAAAACAAGGCACUACAGAAAAUGUGAGUGGAUGGUUGGAUUCAAGCUGAGUUAAAAGAAUGUAGUCACAGCAAAAAUGCAUGGCAGAUUUUAUUCUGGCCAAAUUUACAGCUUUACUACUGAAGCUUAUUAUUUUGAAUGCAACUGCUGUUGUACAGCUGCAGUCUAAAUUCAGAGAGUUCAAAAGAAAACUGAGGAAAUAGUGGAAAAAUAAGUUACUAAAAUUAUGAUGAGAGAGAGCAGAAAUUAUUUUCUCCGGAUCUUUUCAAAUCAUGGCUUUUUUUUUCCUUUUUGCCUCACUCACAAGUAAGACAAACCAUGUCAAGAAAGUGGCCAAGUCUCCACAUGGGAGACUGUGAUAACAAGGGGACAAGCAGUAAGUGAGUGAGGAAGAGAAGGCUGGGAAAAUCUUGGGGACAGCAAGCUCUGAACACCAGGACAAAUCUGGAAGAAUGAAUUAGGCUCAAGCAGCAGAAGCAGCACUGGACUAACGAAGUGGAUGCAAAGAAUAUGCUUCCACACACCUGCUUUAUGCUCUUGAUUUUGUGGUCAAUGAGCUCAACUGAGAGAAUUGAUAGAGAUCUCAGGGAAUAGCAGAGAUGGAGAAAGAAAAAGAGAAAUUAGCUGAUAUCAGAAAUAGCAGUAGAAUGGUUAUAAUAAAGAUCUAACUUUGAAGUCUGCCUUUAUUUGAGCAGGAGGUUUAACUAGAUGACAUCAGCAGAUCCCUUCCAGGCUUAAUUAUUACCUUAUCCAAGGAAAAAGGACAAAAGGGAGAAAGCAGCUGAAGAUGGAGUCAGUUUGCAAGGAGAACUAACUUGAAGGAAAGCACAAGGAAAGAAUAAGGAAGUAGCUGAAAAGUAAAUCUGCUCUUCUCUAUGGUUUGACUUUCUGGAUGAAAUUUGGGAGACAGUUGAAAAACAAUCUGUAGAGAUGUAAUAAAAUAUUCCAGAAAGUGUUGCCACAGAGAGAAUCUUUAGGGCUGAGCAAGAUACCCAGGAGCGUGUGCAGAGGAAAGAAGAGGCAGAGAAGAUGAAAGCCUGAAGACUUUUCAUACAGACCAAAGAGAGUUCAGGAGGAAUAUGCUCCUAGAGAAUUAAAAAGACAUCCAUAAAAGCACAACAAAGAGAAAAAUCUCACAGUGAAAUACAAGUGUGGUUUGUAGAAAGUAAGUCAAGGAGACAGAAGGCAGGGGAAAAAACCUUUAAACUAAGAUUAGAGUAAGUUGAGAUUGCUGUCAGCCUUGGUGGAGAGGAAGUGAUAAAAGUAAGAGUGGUGGAAAUUCACAGAGAAAUGAGAGAAGAAAAGGAAAUGAAAGUAAAUGGCACUUGAGGGAGGUGGAGGCAAAAGCUGGAUCGCAGCAAGGUGGAAGCUGGACUUUCACAGCAGUGAGGCCAAAAGAAACAGUGGGAGGAUGAUGGUGAGUCAGGAAUUAGAAUUACCUAUUGAAGCAGAUCUUUGUAGGGUAACUCGCAGGGAGCAUGUUUUACUUCAAAUAGGGAUUAAAAUGUGAAAUAUUCAAAACUCUAUGAUCUUAUAAGCAACAACAAAAAAAAAAAAAAAAGAAAAAAAAAAGGCGGCCUAGAAGGCAACAAGUGUCAUUUCCAAACACACUUCCUGAAAAUCUGCAUUAACGAAGCAACAUCCAAAAGCAGCAGGGAGGUAGAUGUUGCAUCUGGAAAUGCUCAAUUGGCAGCCUGGAGAGGCACAAAAAGUCCCAAAGCUUUCACUUCAUGAUCAUGCUAUAGCCACCAUAAUAUGCAUGGUUAGGAAGACUGACCCUUCUGGCCCAUGUCUCAGCCAAGGAACAACAGCUAAAACAAAAGAGAAUACAUUUUAAAGAGUCUUUAAUAACAUCCCUGAUGAAAUUUAACCCACAGAUUAAGACUGAUAUAGAAGAUGCCAAGGUAUUUUCUGCCUCUCAGCCCAGGGGUUUAAUAGAAUGUAUAGAAGCACAGACAUUCAGGGAGGAGCAAUAACAUCUAGGAUUUGUGGAGAGCAGGUGUGCUGCUAUAAGAAAAAAUAUUGAACUUGGCUUCUGGUUCCCAAAAAAGCACUGGCAACCUCUACUACUCUGGCAGGAUCUCCACAUGGAAGUCUUAAAAUAUUUCAGAAUUCCAUUUGUUUAAUCUGUCUCAUUAUUUGACUAAAAAGCUUGAAGUAUAAUAUAUUAUUCAUGAUCACUUGCAACCUAUCCAUUAAAGGAAAAAAAAAAGCUCCAUAUACUCCCAAGCCUUACAUAUUUAACCUUCUCUUCAUGUUGAAUAGCCUUCUACAAACAAAGAGAGGGAGCUGAGUUAGAGCAUACAGUCUGCUCUGCACCAAAUCUCUCCAAAGGUACUCAGAGGCAGGGGAAGGAUGAAGCAACUUACCCCCUUUCAUGGUCCAUUCCUUUUUACUUGGAAAAGGUGGCAUCCAACCUGUGAAACAGUGAGCAUUACCUUGCAUUAUGUGCCUUCUCUGUUUUAUGUAACAUUAACUGUUCCUUCUCUAUAUGUACAUAAUAUGUUCAUAGUUUAGAUGCUGUAUUCAUAUUACUGUUUUGCUCUGUACAGGAUCAAAAUGACCAAUAA
Molecule: messenger RNA, 8721 nt
Organism: Cyanistes caeruleus (blue tit)
Lineage: Eukaryota; Metazoa; Chordata; Aves; Passeriformes; Paridae
Gene: CRB1
Product: crumbs cell polarity complex component 1
Molecular function (GO): calcium ion binding
Source: RefSeq, a predicted model, not a curated record